CGGAGUCCCUGUGGUCUCAUUCUUUCACGUACUCUCACGUGACCCGUCCGGCGCGACACAAUUUGUGUGUCCGCGCUCACACGUCCCGGGCGCGAUGAGCUCAUUGGUCCUCAUGGGCGCCCUGCGCACGUUCGUCUUUCUGGUCGUCCGCCCCUUGAUGAGCUCACAGUUCCGCCGUGAUGUCAGUGGGGGCGUUGGCGUUGGUGCGUCUUUCCCAGAGCCACUCUCGGAAACACCGAUCCGGUUGGCGAUCCAGAGGCCUGUUUACACGCGCCACCCCUUGGCGGGCGGUGCUCCUCAGGCUUGUCCUCUCCCUCCCCUGAGAUCCGGCUCUUACCCAAGCUCGUAUUUGUGCGGCGCGCGUUGGCCAGGCCAGCGCAGAGAGGCUGGGCUUGUGGGCGCAGCAGCUCCGGAGGUCGAGCUGGGCUGAGAUUGCGGGCCGGCAAAAGCCGGCGGGGACGCGGUCGGGGCUAUGCUGGGCAAGGAUUACAUGCUGGCCAUCAUUCUGGUCAACUGCGAUGAUGACUUGUGGGGGGACCAGAGUCUUGAGGGGGAGCCAGGACUGCCCCCUGGCUGGAGGAAGAUAUGCGAUGCUGCAGGUACUUACUAUUGGCAUGUACCCAGUGGCAGCACCCAGUGGCAGCGCCCAACCUGGGAAACAGGAGAUGGAGAGGACCCAGGCACGAGGACGGAGAGGAUUUGGGGACUUCGGCCCCCCAAGGGGAGAUCCUUCUCCAGCCUGGAGAGCUCACUGGACCGCAGGAACUCUCUGUCCUGGUAUGGUGAGGAAUCCUACAUCCAGAGCAUGGAGCCAGGGGCUAAGUGCUUUGCAGUCCACUCCCUGGGUUGGGUAGAGGUACCCGAAGAGGAUCUGGUACCAGGAAAGAGCAGUAUUGCAGUCAAUAACUGCAUCCAGCAACUGGCCCAGACUCGCAGCCGUAGCCGCAGCCAGCCCCCAGAUGGUGCCUGGGGCGAGGGCCAGAACAUGCUGAUGAUCCUAAAGAAGGAUGCCAUGAGCCUGGUGAAUCCUCUGGACCAUAGUCUGAUCCACUGCCAACCUCUGGUGCACAUCCGUGUGUGGGGUGUGGGCAGCUCCAAGGGCCGGGACUUCGCUUUUGUGGCGGGUGACAAAGACAGCUGUAUGCUCAAGUGCCAUGUGUUUCGCUGUGAUGUCCCUGCCAAGGCCAUCGCCAGUGCCCUGCAUGGGCUCUGUGCCCAGAUCUUGUCAGAGCGAGUGGGUGUCAAUGGUGAUUCCCCUUGCUCCUCCCUAGACCCCAUCUCCCCUGAAGACCUACCACGGCAAGUGGAGCUGCUGGAUGCAGUGAGUCAGGCUGCUCAGAAGUAUGAGGCACUGUACAUGGGGACCUUGCCAGUCAACAAAGCCAUGGGCAUGGACGUGCUGAAUGAGGCCAUUGGUACCCUCACCACCCGGGGGGACCAGGAUUCCUGGGUCCCUGCCAUGCUCAGUGUGUCUGACUCUCUAAUGACUGCACAUCCCAUUCAGGUACCAGAAGAAGGUGAAGUUGGGGGCUGUGGAGGGGGUGGGAGGGAUGCUGAGGGGCUCAUUGCAUGCUAUUGGAAGAGUUCACUGGAUCCAGCCAGUGCCCGGUCCUCUAGUGACCAGGCCUGGUGUGGGCAGGCAGAAGCUGGUGCAGAGGAGGAACCACUAUGGCAGUGCCCUGUGCGCCUCAUGACCUUCAUUGGCAUUGGUCGUGACCCUCACACUUUUGGCCUCAUUGCUGACCUGGGCCGUCAGAGCUUCCAGUGUGCAGCCUUCUGGUGCCAGCCCCACGCAGGGGGACUCUCUGAAGCUGUGCAGGCGGCUUGCAUGGUUCAGUACCAGAAGUGUCUUGUGGCCUCUGCAGCUCGAGGCAAGGCCUGGGGUGCCCAGGCCCGUGCCCGCCUGCGGCUCAAGCGGACCAGCUCCGUGGAUUCCCCAGGAGGUCCCCUGCCACUCCCCCUGCUCAAAGGAGGGGUUGGGGGUGCAGGGGCAGCCCCUCGAAAGCGGGGUGUCUUCUCUUUUCUUGAUGCCUUUCGCCUGAAGCCCUCUCUGCUCCAUAUGCCCUAAAUUAAUCCAGGACUGGGUAAGGAGGCUCUGGGUCCAUACCCAACUCUGUACCCCUUCAUUCUCCAGGGGCCUGUAGCCUCUCACUCCUUGAAGCCUUCUCUGCCUGCUCCUAUGGCUCUUGCCUACCCUCUGUUUAUUGCCCAGUUUAUUAAAUGUUUAUAGGGAUGACUGAGAGUCCCUGCACCACAACCCAGGCCCCUGGCUGUCCUUUCCCUGGGUCCCCGUGUUCCAUGCCCCUGUCUGGCCC
Enhydra lutris kenyoni (northern sea otter) is the source of this 2315-nucleotide messenger RNA. RefSeq names its product amyloid beta precursor protein binding family B member 3. Lineage: Eukaryota; Metazoa; Chordata; Mammalia; Carnivora; Mustelidae. Bases 473 to 2068 code for a protein of 531 amino acids. Gene Ontology annotation, biological process: regulation of DNA-templated transcription. The transcript has 11 exons. Gene Ontology annotation, molecular function: amyloid-beta binding; transcription factor binding. The record is from RefSeq and is a predicted model, not a curated record. Gene Ontology annotation, cellular component: nucleus; cytoplasm.